This is a messenger RNA of Lonchura striata (white-rumped munia), 1102 nucleotides long. It is a transcript of the gene ANAPC16, whose product is annotated as anaphase promoting complex subunit 16. Lineage: Eukaryota; Metazoa; Chordata; Aves; Passeriformes; Estrildidae. Gene Ontology annotation, cellular component: anaphase-promoting complex; kinetochore; cytosol. The record is from RefSeq and is a predicted model, not a curated record. Gene Ontology annotation, biological process: protein ubiquitination.
GUCAUGCACCGCGAGCGCGGCCGGGCGCGCCGCCCGCACCAAGCCGCCGUCCGCGCUCCCAGGUGAGAGGAGAGAGGGUUCGGCACGGGACCGGGGAGCGCCGGGAGGCGGCGGCGGCCCGCAAGGCUGGGCCGGGGUGCAAUGGCAGCCUCCUCCUCAUCCUCCUCGGCCGGCGGAGUCAGUGGCAGCUCCGUGACAGGGUCGGGGUUCAGCGUUUCGGACCUGGCGCCGCCCCGGAAAGCCCUCUUCACUUAUCCCAAGGGAGCCGGGGAGAUGCUGGAAGAUGGCUCUGAGAGGUUCCUCUGCGAGUCUGUGUUCAGCUUUCAGGUUGCGUCAACAUUAAAGCAAGUGAAGCACGAUCAACAAGUCGCAAGGAUGGAAAAACUUGCCGGUCUGGUGGAAGAGCUGGAGGCAGAUGAGUGGAGGUACAAGCCAAUAGAGCAGCUCUUGGGAUUCACUCCCUCCUCAGGCUGAGCAUGUCUGGAUUACUGCUGUCAGGGAGCAGAAGAAAAAUGUUCUCUGGCCUGGCUUCAAAACACCCCCCAUUCAUCAGAUGCUGACAGCUGCAUCAGCAGAACGGGGCUUUGGGUUUUUUUGAGAGUGGGGAUCCCCCGUAAAGCUGCCAAUAAAUGGAAAUGACAAGAUUCUGUAGAUCCUUACAGGCUGGCAGGGCUUGGUUUCUGUAACUUAGAAGGCAGGAUCAUCUGUACAGCCCCCAGAGAAUCUCCAUGGUGUUUACAGAGGAGGGCACACGGACAGUGUGGCUGCGGGAGGGCGACCCCGUAACUCAGGUUCCCGCUGGAGCACAGCCGGAGCGCUGGGUGAGCGGGGAAACCCUCUGGAACAAAUGCUAGAAGCACUCGUCAGCCCCUGCCAUUGUUCUGGGGGAUGGACACAAACUGUCCCAGUGUGGGGUGAGGGGCCAAGUGGUGUCACCUGCUCCAGCAGUGCCUCAGCCAUUGCCCAAGCCGUUCCCUCUUCAUCACCGUUCCUCUGGCAGUGCUGCCAGGACACUGCUCUGUCUCUGAAUACCCUGAAACUUUGUCCUCUUUGUUCAGUAUUAGAUUUCUCUGUGACAAUAAAAUAACUGUGUCUUUGAAAC